Molecule: messenger RNA, 834 nt
Organism: Papaver somniferum (opium poppy)
Lineage: Eukaryota; Viridiplantae; Streptophyta; Magnoliopsida; Ranunculales; Papaveraceae
Product: cytochrome P450 81E8-like
Exons: 2
Coding region: 1-834 (277 amino acids)
Molecular function (GO): iron ion binding; oxidoreductase activity, acting on paired donors, with incorporation or reduction of molecular oxygen; monooxygenase activity
Source: RefSeq, a predicted model, not a curated record
AUGGAUAUUUUUUCUUAUAGUAGUCUUCAAAAGACGUCUAAUAUUCGUAACGCAGAAGUUCAGUAUAUGUUGCACCAACUUUACCAGAGAAGUUUGUCUUCCUCUUCCACAGAAAUAUUCCAUGAGGUAGAUUUGAAGCCUGUGUUUUUCGAGUUUGGGUUUAUUAUAAUCAUGAAGAUAGUAAGUGGAAAGAGAUCAUAUAAUGGAAGUAAGAAAUGGAGUUUUGAUCGUUUGAUUAGCGAGAGUUUUCUUCCUGAAAAGCUGAUUAAUACGGUUGAUCAUUUUCCUGUUUUACGAUGGAUUGGUUAUCAAAGUACUGAGAGGAAGUUGAAGCAAGGGAGGAAAAAUAAAGAUUCCUUUUUGGAUGAGUUGAUACAAGACUAUCUACUAGACACUAGUAGCAGUGCGGAUAUUGAUGUUGUUGACGGAAGAAAGGCUGAGCAUAAGCCGUUAAUCGGGGUUUUCAUGUCUCUACAACAGGAUGAACCCGAGACUUACACUGACGAAGUUGUCAAAGGCAUCAUUGGGACAAUGUUCUCGGGUGGUAUUGGAACAUCAGUAGACACAAUGGUUGCGGCAAUGUCACUUCUACUGAAGCACCCUGAAGCUUUGGUAAAGUUGAGAGACGAGAUAGAAUUCCAUGUAGAAGAAGGCCGUUUCAUAUCCGAGUCUGAUCUUCCAAAGCUACCGUACCUCCAAUGUGUAAUCCAAGAAUCACUUCGACUACACCCACCAGUAACAAUUCCAUUACCACACUUGUUGUCGCAAGAUUGUACUGUCGCUGGUUAUGACAUUCCACUUGGAACAUGGUUAUCAAUAUUUGGGGCAUUCUGA